Molecule: messenger RNA, 651 nt
Organism: Dufourea novaeangliae
Lineage: Eukaryota; Metazoa; Arthropoda; Insecta; Hymenoptera; Halictidae
Product: zinc finger protein 595-like
Exons: 4
Coding region: 1-651 (216 amino acids)
Biological process (GO): regulation of transcription by RNA polymerase II
Cellular component (GO): nucleus
Molecular function (GO): RNA polymerase II transcription regulatory region sequence-specific DNA binding; DNA-binding transcription factor activity, RNA polymerase II-specific
Source: RefSeq, a predicted model, not a curated record
AUGUCUGAGACUGUUGAACGGGGAUACUUAAAUAUCGGUCAGCCAAGAUUGUCAAGAAACUCGGUCCGGGACGGUUCAGAUUUCCAGAAGCCGUAUCCCUGCUUCAAGUGCAGCCGUUCCUACACAAACAAGAGCACGCUGAACCGUCAUCUACGGGAGGAAUGCGGCAAGAUGCCGCAGUAUCUGUGCCGUUACUGGUGGCAGCUCGCCGCGGGACAAGGCAAAGUGGCCAGCAGCGAUCAGUACCAGUGCAAGUUGUGCGGUAAGAGCUACACCUGGAAGUCCUCUUACUAUCGCCAUGCACGGGAGGAAUGCGGUGGCCAGCGACGGAUGGCCAAAUGCAACAACUGCGGAAACCAGUACAGAUGGCGGGAUUCUUUGUACAAACACUUGAAGUUCGAGUGCGGAGUAGAAGCGAGAUACGUGUGCUCGGUGUGCGAAUCGAAGAGGGACCACAAUCGCGUGAAUUACGACGCUCCGUUCACCUGUUACAAGUGCGGGAAACGAUACACGUGGACGGACUCAUUGACCAGACACCUGCGCGAGGGCUGCGGGAAGCUGCCCAGACACAAGUGCACCCUCUGCGGCAGAAAGUUCAAGCGUAGGGACUAUUUGUUGCGACACGAGAGCAACGUUCACAAGUUGCUGUGA